Saccostrea cuccullata (small rock oyster) is the source of this 495-nucleotide messenger RNA. RefSeq lists its product as uncharacterized. The coding region runs from base 64 to 495 and encodes 143 amino acids. The record is from RefSeq and is a predicted model, not a curated record. Lineage: Eukaryota; Metazoa; Mollusca; Bivalvia; Ostreida; Ostreidae. The transcript is spliced from 2 exons.
UUGUAUGUUAUGCACGACUAAAGCUUUGGGUUUGUGUCUGUGCGUGAUUUUUUCUUCAUUAUUAUGAAUCCAAUACAUGUCUUAUCAUGUCUUAUUGUUGUGUAUGUGUUUGCUUAUCAAGUAAUUGGUCAAUAUGUCCAAAAAACUAUUGUUGGCUGCAUAAGUGACAAUGUUACUUUGUCCUUUGAUCUACCUGAGAGGAAGGACCUUACUGUGGAUAGCUAUAUUUGGUACAAACAGGAUGUAUCAGGGGAUACCAGCUUCGCCAAAUACACUGUAGCUGAAAAAAAGUUUGAAAUCUUCAGAGAUGCCUAUGGUCGACUCCUCCACAAUCAUAAUGAUCCAUCACAGCUAAGAAAUUUAGUUUUACUGAAUGCGAAGAAAAGUGAUGAGUCUAAAUAUGUUCUGGUAAUUAAUUAUGUCAACGUCACACAGCAGACAUCGGAGUAUCUCUUACGAUUGUCAGUAAAAGGUUUGUCAAAGAGAAAAGAGUAG